GCCGAGGAGGGAUUGGAGUCCAACCCCAACACGGCGACGACGCGACGACAAAAAGACAAGGAAAUCGCCUUCUCCCCCCUCUUCCUCUCUCGCUCGCUCUCCAAUCCCCCACAAAUUCCCCUCUCCUCUCUCGCUCCCGUCGCGAGAGCAAGCGACGACCAGGUGCUGAAUCCCGUGCGCGUUUGAUGGAUGAUGACUGUUCCGAUGGAUAGUGCUACCUCCGCCUCGUCCUCGCGGGACCUCGCGGAGCGCCUCUUCAACAAGAACAACGAACUCGAAGAUCAGCUCCGCAAGUCCGUGCAGUCCAAACUCCCAUCAGAUCCCAACACAUGGAUUCAGAUGCGUGACAACUUUGAGAAGAUAAUUCUUACAGAUAAUGACUUCUCUGAACAGAAUGAGGUAGAGUAUCUCCUCUGGCAGUUGCACUACAAAAGAAUCGAGGACUUCAGGAGGAGCAUUAGUGCCGCAAGCUCGGCUGCAUCUCAGAGUGGGAAGAACAAUGCCAACCCAGAUCGAGUCAAGAGAAUUAAAUCAGCCUUCAAAAGCUUCCUUUCAGAAGCAACUGGCUUCUAUCAUGACUUGAUGUUAAAGAUCAAAUCCAAUUGUGGCCUUCCACUCGGUUACUUUCCGGAGGGCUUUGAGAAUGCUAGCAACUCUGACAAGAAAACAGCUCAAUUGAGGAAAGGUUUGAUUUCAUGCCAUCGCUGUCUGAUAUAUUUGGGAGAUCUUGCUCGUUACAAGAGCUUGCAUGGUGAUGGUGAUUCUGCUAGUCGUGAAUAUGCUGCCGCUUCUAGUUACUACAAGGAGGCAGCUUCUAUCUAUCCUUCCAGUGGCAACCCUCAUCAUCAGCUUGCUAUACUAGCUUCUUACUCAGGCAAUGAGGUGGUAGCUGUUUAUAGGUACUUCCGAAGCUUAGCUGCGGAUACUCCUUUUAGUACUGCACGGGACAACUUGAUUAUUCUUUUUGAGAAGAAUCGUCAAAGCUAUGGACAGCUGCCAGAUAACAAUAAAGUUCCCAUUGCUAAGAUAUUACCCCCACGGUCAUCUGGGAGGGGCCGAGGACGGGGAGAAGUAAGGUUUCAGCCAAAAGAUGUUAAUACAGAAACAGUUGCAAGGGAACGGGAGUGCAAUAUUCCAGAUACAUUGAAGACCUUCUAUAUACGAUUUGUUAGGCUCAAUGGAAUUCUUUUCACGAGGACCAGUUUGGAAACAUUUGGGGAGCUGUUUUCUUCAGUCAGCAAUGAUUUGCAGAUUCUUCUUUCUUCUGGUCUUGAGGAGGAGCUUAAUUUUGGUUCUGAUGCGGCAGAGAAUGCAUUAUCUGUUGUUAGACUUACCGCCAUCCUUAUAUUCACAGUGCACAAUGUAAAGAAAGAACCGGAUAGCCAGUCGUAUGCUGAAAUUGUGCAACGCAGAGUACUGCUUCAAAGUGCGUUUACAGCUGCUUUUGAGUUUGUUGGACGAAUUCUCAGGAGGUGUUCAGAGCUUCGGGAUGUUGCGUCAAGUUUUUAUCUGCCAGCCAUUCUGGUCUACAUCGAAUGGCUGGCAUCCCAUCCAGAAUUGGCUGUUGAUUCAGAGAUGGAGGAAAAACAUGCAAAUGCCCGAUCUUUCUUCUGGAACCAGUGUAUUGCAUUUAUGAAUAAGCUGGUCCUCACGAACCUUGCAGCUGUUGAUGGUGAUGACGAUGAGGCUUGCUUUUCUAAUAUGAGCAUGUAUGAGGAGGGUGAAACUGGCAACAGGCUUGCCCUUUGGGAAGAUCUUGAAUUGAGAGGUUUUUUGCCAUUAGUUCCUGCACAUAUCAUUUUGGAUUUCUCAAGCAAACAUGCAUUUGGAAAUGUUGGAAGCACCAAGGAGAAGAAAGCACGGGUCCAACGGAUUUUUGCCGCAGGGAAGUCACUGCUGAACUUUGUUCAGAUUGAUCAGUUGAGGAUAUUUUUUGAUCCAUCUUCUAAGAAGUUUGUUAUGGCCAAGAAUCCUCCUGUUUCUAAAGUUGAUGCCCCUCUACAUGAAUCUCCUGAUGUUCUUAAAACAAAUGCAAUUGAAAUGGAGCAUGAAGCUGCUAGAAGAUUUGAUUCAGUUUCUGGUAUGAGUGCAAUUCAGUCGAAAGUGCAGUUGUGUCCUGAAGGAGAUGAUGAUGAAGAAAUUGUUUUCAAGCCUACGGCUUCUGAGAAGUUUCCAAAAGCUCCUUCAGACCUGUCAGUUAAUGGAUACACCCAUCCUGUCCCAGUGUCUGCUCCUGGUUGGCCGACCAAUGCUAAUUUAGUGUCUGUUCAGAGCACUGCAUCAAUGUCUGCAGCUGGUAAUUAUAAUAACACUGCAUCUGUAUCAGUUGCUGGUAAUUAUAACAUUAACCAGUCACUUCCCAUUUCUUCGAUUGGUUGGGCUGUCAAUGGUGAGCAAAAGGUGAUUCCUAGUGCUGCUUCAAGAUUUGAACUCAUGCAGCCUGUUGAGGUGCCUGCUUCCAGCUGGACAAGCAAUGGUACACAGCAUGUUGGUCCUCAGAACACAAUUUCAGCUUGCCCAGAUGUUGCCUCUGACCUGCGGGUAUCUGCCUCAAUGGUUCCACAUUUCAAUAGCCCUGAUUAUUCGAAAUUGCUCAGUGAACAAGAAAUGCUCUUGAUGAAUGGAUUGAAGAAUAUCAACAUAACUGGAAAUGGUUAUCUGGAGCAGAGAUUGCAGGCUGGAUUGAGUGGUUUACAGUUUAUGGGGUAUUUACCUCAGAUACCUGUUGAAUCUGGUGGUAACAUUACAAAUUUGAUACAUAAUCAUAUGAAAAUAACUGGAGAGACCAUCCCCUCUACAUUUGAUUCAGUUGUACCUUCAAUAGCACCAUCGGGUGGCGUACCGCUGAAAUUCACUGAAACACCACUAGCUGCUUCAAAGAAGAACCCUGUUAGUCGUCCGUCAAAGCCUGUUGGACCACCUCCAGGAUUUAAUCAUGUUACCCCUAAGCGUCAAGACGAUUCUAUUUCAGUUGAAAAACUGCAGAGCCCACAGGUCGAUGACUACAGCUGGUUGGAUGGCUACCAGCCAUCAAUGGAUCAUGUUCACAAUUUGAGAGCUGUUUAUCCUGGUGUGAGUGCAAGUAGCACUGCAUUCACCACUACAUUCCCCUUUGCUGGGAAACAACAGGUCUCUGGGGUGCACCCGCAAGGGGCCAUUGAGCAGACAUGGCAAGAUUUCCACCUUUUUGAGCCUGCAAAACAGAAUAUGUUCCAAAAUUUCCCGCAAAGAAGUCAGCAAAGUGGUCAAAUGGCUGAACAAGAGCCAACAAAUUCUAUCUGGUCCAACAGUUACCAUGUGUGACUCGGUAUUUUGUACCAGAAUGAUUGCUGGAGUUGCUGGGGAUCGUUGGAUUAAGUGGCACAGCUUGACCCCCUAUUGAGUUCGGCCCAUACCUGCAGCCCUCUCAUAGUGUUAAAUUUCUUUUGAGAAUGGUAUUCUUUGAAGCAUGGCAAUGGCUGCUGUUAGGUUUGGGAUUGCCAUCGUCUUUGGGCCAAAGAGGGAGUGGAAGAUGAUUGAUCUGUUGGCAGUCUGAUGGGAUGAAUUGUAUGAGGUCUUAAAUGCACAGACACAAAGGUUUGAUGAAACAGACUCGAAUCCAGUGAUUAUAGGCACUCUGCACGUACCAUAUGCUUCAUCUCUCAUUGGACAAGUUAGCUACCACAAGAACGGUGCGAGUGGAUGGUUGUUGGAGCGACUGAAAGGCCAUCAAGUGUGGAUAUCAGUUGGUUCCGCUAUAUGCGAUCUAUCUACGAAUAAAAGUUCGAGGAACAACUAGCAUGUGUCCUAGUCGUUUCUCAAGUAUGAUUACUGUGUCGUUUUAUGAUUUUAUCAUGCUCUGUACCGUUUGGAAACAACGUGUCGGUCGCACUUGUUGCAAGUUGCAAUUAAAUAUUUGGAACAGUUUGUCAUGGUAUUUGUGUGGGACCUAUAUAAAUGGUUUCCGUUUAUCUUUGUCAAAUUGCUUCGUAA
Molecule: messenger RNA, 3972 nt
Organism: Setaria italica (foxtail millet)
Lineage: Eukaryota; Viridiplantae; Streptophyta; Magnoliopsida; Poales; Poaceae
Product: protein SMG7
Exons: 8
Coding region: 190-3303 (1037 amino acids)
Biological process (GO): nuclear-transcribed mRNA catabolic process, nonsense-mediated decay
Cellular component (GO): telomerase holoenzyme complex
Molecular function (GO): telomeric repeat DNA binding; protein binding; telomerase RNA binding
Source: RefSeq, a predicted model, not a curated record